CUUUAAUUUAAGAAUUUGCGAGGGGCGUUCAGUUCUGGGCGGGCAGUGCUAUAUAAUUGGGUGGUGGAGGCUGCGCUAGAAACUUAAGAAUGGGGGAGUCCGCUAAACUAAACAACCUCGACGAGAUACUAAAGCCUUUUCAUCAGAGAGCUUCUGAAGCAGAGGCUCGCUUACAAAGACUUGAAGCUUCCUUAAAUGCUAGAAAAGAUGCUGGAAAUGAGGAACACUUGAAAACGAUAAAUGAUCUUCAGUCAAAGCUAGAAGUUUCAAAUGCAGACCUAAUUUCAGAAAAGGAGAAGGCCCAGAAGCUUGCUGCAGAAAAUGAAAAACUUCAAUACCGCAUAAUUCAUCUUCUACGAGCACUGAAGGAUAAUGAUCAGAAGUUAGAACAAGUUUCGGCACGAGAACAAUUGGAAAGCUUAAAAUUGCAGGGUUCUUGAAAUUUAUUGGCCAACAUAAGUUUAUUUUAUUUUAUUUUAUCAUUGGAAAGCCAAACAAUGUAUUGAAGUUUAUCAUUAUCAUUAAGUAUUGCAUAUUCUACA
Messenger RNA from Arachis duranensis, 542 nucleotides. RefSeq lists its product as uncharacterized. Lineage: Eukaryota; Viridiplantae; Streptophyta; Magnoliopsida; Fabales; Fabaceae. The transcript has 5 exons. The record is from RefSeq and is a predicted model, not a curated record. The coding region runs from base 90 to 440 and encodes 116 amino acids.